Messenger RNA from Dufourea novaeangliae, 1736 nucleotides. Its product is annotated as G2/mitotic-specific cyclin-B. Bases 100 to 1329 code for a protein of 409 amino acids. Lineage: Eukaryota; Metazoa; Arthropoda; Insecta; Hymenoptera; Halictidae. The transcript has 5 exons. Gene Ontology annotation, molecular function: cyclin-dependent protein serine/threonine kinase regulator activity. The record is from RefSeq and is a predicted model, not a curated record. Gene Ontology annotation, biological process: mitotic cell cycle phase transition; regulation of cyclin-dependent protein serine/threonine kinase activity. Gene Ontology annotation, cellular component: cytoplasm; cyclin-dependent protein kinase holoenzyme complex; nucleus.
GAGUCGUUACUUCGAAGUGAACGUUGUUUGGGAAACUGUGGAAAUAGCUAAUUCGAAAGACGAAUUUUUUCGAGAGAUCCUGAUAGAUUCGGAUCAAGAAUGGCAUUAAGAAAUCGGAUUGCGAUCUCGACUACUGUAAAUCAGGAAAAUGUAAAAAAUAUUAAAUCUUCAAUUGCUGCGGUGCCAGGAAAGACUAAGAGAGCUGCUUUAGGUGAAAUAGGCAACAAAGUGAAUCCGCUCAGAGGUGUAGAACCCAUUGACAGGACUAGUUUAUUACAGAAAGACAAGAAAAAACUGAUAAUUCCGACCAAACAGACUUUCAAACCAGUGGAAAAAGGGUUGGAAAAACCCCAGAUACAAAUUGUGAAACCUGUACUAAAAACUACAAUAUCUCAGGACAACAAUAUUGUCCCAGUUCCUCUGAAGAAAGAGGUAGAGUCUUUCUCCUCUGACCUUUUGGCAGUUGAGAAUAUUGAUGAAGAAGAUUAUGGAAAUCCUAGUCUAGUUUCUAUCUAUAGCAAUGAAAUAUACGAGUACCUAAGAACUCUAGAAACAAAGUUUCCCAUUACAAAAGGAUAUCUAGGAGGCCAAGAAGUUACACCUAAAAUGAGGAGUGUACUCAUUGAUUGGCUAGUUGAUGUUCAUCAACAGUUUCAUUUAAUGCAAGAAACAUUGUAUCUGACUGUGGCUAUUAUCGACAGAUUUUUACAGGCCUUUCGUUCAAUAGAUAGAAAAAGGUUACAGUUGGUUGGUGUGACUGCUAUGUUCAUUGCUAGCAAAUAUGAGGAAAUGUAUUCUCCAGAUAUAAGUGAUUUUGUAUAUAUCACAGAUAAUGCAUACUCAAAGGUAGAAAUAUUACAAAUGGAAAUGCUUAUUGUAAGAAUUCUAGAUUAUUCCUUUGGUCGACCAUUGCCAUUGCAUUUCCUUAGAAGGUACAGCAAAGCUGGAAAGGCUCAGUCCAUACACCAUACAAUGGCCAAAUAUUUCUUAGAACAGAGUCUGAUGCAUUAUGAAAUGUGUCACUAUUCCCCUAGCCUUCUUGCAGCUGCAGCAAUAUAUUUAGCAUUUGUCAUUAUGGGUAGCGAUGACAAGGACAAGGAAAAAUUUGUCUGGACAAAUACCCUAGCGCAUUAUAGCACUUAUACUAAAAAUGACGUGUUACCUGUGGUACAGGAAAUAGCUAGUAUUAUAGUUAAUGCCGAUAAAAGCAAGUAUCAAGCAGUUAGGAAAAAGUACGCUCAAUCGAAGUAUAUGAAGAUCAGUACUCGCCCUGAAUUUCGAGCGCCAACUAUAGUCGCCAUAGCUGCAGCCGACAAAGAUGCAGUAUAGUAUUUGUUUAAAAAUGGUAACCACAGUGACAUUUGUUUGUUCAAUAUUGGCGUUGAACAAAUUAAAUUGCAGCAUGAGUAGAGUGAACUGUUUUUGGAAAGAGAAACACAAAAGAAGGAAAGAAAGAAAGAGAGAGAGAGAGAGAGAGAGAGAGAGAGAGAGAGAGAGACACGAGACUAUCUUCAUUCAUACUCUAACCUACAUGAAAAAAAAAACUUAUUAAAAUUAGCAUGUAACUGAGGACUUCAAAAAUUCUGUUAGUUACCUCUUUAACAUUAUACUUAUUUCUGAAAACGACUUCUACUCCAAAAUUAAUUGGAGUAAAUGAAUGCAAAUAAAGUGAAUAAUGUUCCCUUAUCAUGUGUAGACAAAAAUUCACCAGAAAAUCACCAGUUUGAUCUAUACUU